UCCGGCGGCGCGGCGCGGACUUCCGGCGGCGCGGCGAGGCGCGGCGGCGCGGCGCGAUGCGGAUCGAGAAGUGCUACUUCUGCUCGGGGCCCAUCUACCCGGGCCACGGCGUCAUGUUCGUGCGCAACGACUGCAAGAUAUUUAGAUUCUGCAAAUCAAAAUGCCACAAAAACUUUAAAAAGAAGCGAAAUCCUAGAAAGAUCAGAUGGACCAAAGCCUUCCGGAAAGCAGCUGGCAAAGAAUUAACAGUGGAUAAUUCAUUUGAGUUUGAAAAACGUAGAAAUGAACCAGUGAAGUAUCAGAGAGAGUUGUGGAAUAAGACUGUUGAUGCAAUGAAGAGAGUGGAAGAAAUCAAGCAGAAACGCCAGGCUAGAUUUAUUAUGAACAGAUUAAAGAAGAGCAAAGAGUUGCAGAAGGCAGAAGACAUCAAAGAAGUCAAACAGAAUAUCCACCUUCUUCGUGCUCCACAUGCAGGCAAACCGAAACAACUGGAGGACAAAAUGGUGCAGAAGCUACAAGAGGAUGUGGCUAUGGAGGAAGAUUCGUAAAAUGCUUGUGCAUUUAUAUUUGUGCCUCUUCAACAGUUAGCAGUUGCUAACCGUCUCUCCAGGCAUCACUCAGAACUGUGCUUAUAUAGUUGAAGAAAAAAUACUUUUCAUUGAAUAGUGCUCACUUACAGGUUAUCUAGUUUUUGUCCUCGUAAAAAAUUAAGUAAUACUUGUAAAAUGGUGGUUCUUAUGGAUAAUGGUUUGGGCAGUACUUACAGUUAUCUAAUUUAACAAAACCUUGUCAAUAGGUUGGAAAAUAAAGCAUAUUGUUUGUGAUACUUUAUACUCUUUUUUUUAUCAAGAAAAACAGUGUAAUUUUCAUUUUCCCUGAUAAAAUCAAGGUAUAAAAUAUACUGGCCCUGGACUUAUUUUUAUCUGAUAGUUGUCUGUAGUGGUAAAAGCAGAUUUAAAAGGUAUCUUAAUAUUUACAAGUUGGAACAAUGCAGAUUUGUUUUCUGUCUGCUUUUUGGGAAUAUUUUUCAGCUUAUAUUAUAAAUGCAGAUUGUAUGUAGGUUUUUUUUUUCUCCUCUGUGUUUGAGUUAGAUUUCCCAAGAUUAGAUUGUAAUUGAUGUCUAAAGAUUAGUUUAUAAUUGAUGUCUAAGUCUGGCAAAGCUAACAUAGAGGCAGGCCAUACUGCCAUUUGGAAAAUAACAGGAAUAGUGAUAGCUUACAGCUUGAAGUUGGAACCAUCAACAUCCUCCCAAACUACUGAAACUCAAGUCUGAAAUGUAAUCAGGCUGAUUCAUAUGCUCAGUAAAUCACACUUUUGAGUGUUUAUAAUGUAACAUAACAGGAUUAUUUUGAUAGCAAAGAUAAUCAUAUUAAAGUAUAAAUAUAUUGCGUAUCAUAUUGGUAUUCAUCUUUUUCAUGUCAUCAGUAUUCAGAUAAACUGCUCUUUCAGACAAUCAACAGUUUAUUUACAACUGUAUGAUUAGAGAAAUCUUUAAAAAGCCUUUAAAAUAGCAUUUAUCUCUUGUUAGUACUAACUACCCUGAAAAAUAAUUAUUUGUAGUUCUGUUCCAAACUUGAGUAUGUGCUAAAUCAGUUGGAAAAAUUACUUGUGUACUGCUUACAUGUGUAUUGCAUAACUUGGGAAAGAAUUAGAUUUGAACAUUUUAAGAUAGGUGACAGUGGGGAAUGUGUGACAUGAAUAGGGCAUUGUACUCAAAAUUUUUAUCUCUUAAUUUACCAAUUAUGUUUAGAUAUUUAGAAAGUUUUGAUACAUUUGGGGGAUAUAAGAGCUUAAUUCAAACAUAACUUCAUGGAAUAAACAAAAGAGUUUGUAUACUUUAAAAUUUGCUAAUAAGGUGAUGUCAUCUUGUACGUAUUUUGUAUGUAUAGUAUUAGUAUUUCCCAUAUAAACUGUAAUAUAGAUAACAUCUCAAAGGUAUAUAAUAAAUUGACCAGGAAAUACA
Messenger RNA from Rhea pennata, 1963 nucleotides. It is a transcript of the gene RSL24D1, whose product is annotated as ribosomal L24 domain containing 1. NCBI's taxonomy places the organism in Eukaryota, Metazoa, Chordata, Aves, Rheiformes, Rheidae. Gene Ontology annotation, cellular component: nucleolus. Gene Ontology annotation, biological process: ribosomal large subunit biogenesis. The transcript has 6 exons. The record is from RefSeq and is a predicted model, not a curated record. Bases 57 to 548 code for a protein of 163 amino acids.